This is a messenger RNA of Penicillium waksmanii, 879 nucleotides long. Its product is annotated as DUF167 domain-containing protein. The transcript is spliced from 3 exons. Gene Ontology annotation, biological process: nuclear-transcribed mRNA catabolic process, RNase MRP-dependent; tRNA processing; intronic box C/D snoRNA processing. Gene Ontology annotation, molecular function: ribonuclease MRP activity. The record is from RefSeq and is a predicted model, not a curated record. Gene Ontology annotation, cellular component: ribonuclease MRP complex; nucleolar ribonuclease P complex. Bases 1 to 879 code for a protein of 292 amino acids. NCBI's taxonomy places the organism in Eukaryota, Fungi, Ascomycota, Eurotiomycetes, Eurotiales, Aspergillaceae.
AUGAAUCGACCGGCACUACUUCGCUUGCUUGCCCAUAAAUCUAAAGCCUCACUCGAACUAUAUGACCUCCACAUUUCCUGCUAUGUCAAACCCAAUGCCGCCGCAAACCGCGCGGGUGUGACCAAGGUGGGGACAGACCGGGUUGAUGUUUCCGUGGCGGUAGCUCCGCGUGAGAAUGCUGCCAAUGCUGCUGUUUCGGAGAUCAUAGCUGAGGAAGCCAGAUUCGAGAUACUAAACGCCGUCUACGAGUAUACUUCACGACUCCGUGGGCUGCGUGAAUCCCGUGACAUCCAAAUCCACUUUUCUGCCGCGACGAUAGCACUCGGUCUGCAGUUUGCGCACCUCAACACUCGACCAGCCAAGAGAAUUAUAACCAGCCAAAGCAUGGAGAUGACGACAGAGCUUUCUUCCUCGGCACCCCUCAAGCGGAAAGCCGAAGGGACAAGCUCAAACACAAUUCACUUCACCUCGCGCAAUCCGCCCUGGACCUACCUCAAGCUUCAACUUAUUCCCCAGCCAGAUUCCUCCUCUCCACAGCCCCUCGAUGCUCUCUCUGCACGCACCUACCUCUCCUCCGCCUUGUCGCAAUUCCUCGGAGUCACGGGAACCGCGAUUCCAGUCGAUAUUCUAAAGGUUGAGAACAAGGCGACAACGAGCAACGCCGAUCAAAGCACAUCCUACUCUACCAUCGGAAGCAAAUACGACUGUGCCUGGGUACGCGUACCACGUGAAGACUCGGCAGCCGUCGUGGCAGCCCUCAGCUCAUGGAUUGGCGGUGGAAGCGGCAAUGGUGCUAAUGUCGCAUGGAGAGUUUGUGCAAAGGGGAAUUAUCUGGGUGCCCUGGUUUCAGGAUCCGGGGCAGACUUAUUCGUUCCGUGA